AUGGACAACGUUGAGAUGUUGAACGCUGAGAUGCCAAACGCUGAGAUGCCAAAUGCUGGGAACCACAACCUUGGAGAUCAAAUGCCACCAAUUGUGGCAAUGGAGUUACCAGAGCUGCCAGCCGAACAGAAGCAACGCGCUGAACUUAAACUCAAUUUCUGCAUGGAUACGCUGAAGAACUUGAUGAUUUCAUGGGGAUUCACCAGCAAGCAAAGGGUCAACUAUGCAGUUUCCAAGUUUUUAAAUUGUAUCUCGCUCGAAAUUGUCAACGAGAGAGUCGACUAUGACAUUACGCUGGAGAUGCCAAACAACUACAAGAAUUAUCUUCUUUCCAACGAAUAUCUUCUUAAUGGAAAGUACAAAGCCAUCAAGGCAUGCGCACUGACCGAUGAGGAAUUCGAUGAUUACAUGAAGAAAAUGUGCUCUCUACUUCACGAGUUCAUGUACCAAGAAGGAGGAUCCAACAUCUUUGGGGAUGGAGAUGGAACUGAAAUGUUCAAAGACGAGUCUAUAAGCGACGAAGUAUCGGAGGAUGUGGAUGACGACAUUAAAAUCUUGCGAGUAGUCCGACUGAUCACCUACCACCGAAUUCUAGGAAACCAUCGUCCACGCCCAAGGCUUACACCUCACGGAGGAGGAUUCGUUCCAUUCUGGCAUAUGAUGGCUUAUAGAUUGGCAAAUAACCCCCUCACUGAUGAUGUCGUCUCGGAUCCAAGCCUUCUGCUCAGAAACAAUCCCCAUCCAAACGAUGGCAAGCCACGUUAUCAAGCAGAUCCUAAUAUUCGACGUGAGAAUAAUCUACCUCCAGCUCCUGUUCAUGAACAGCACCAUCCCUCACUUGCGCUUCCAAUGGAUGAAAUCUUCCGCAUUGCUGAGCGAAAUACUGCCGCUGCUCGUGCUCGUGAAGCUGCUGCUGCUGCUGCUGUACCUGAUGCCAAUGAUGAAAUGGAAGUGUACGGUCAACAUCCUCUUCUCAAUGAAGCCAUGGCAAUGCAGCGAUUGAAUUUGAUUGAUAAUAUAAUGGUUGGAGGAGAAUCAAGCACUGACGAUUCUGAUGUUGAGGAUGUCUUCGUGGUCAGCUCUGACAGUGAUAUGGAUGAAUUCGAAAGGAACGACGAUACCGAUGAAGAAGACUAA
Molecule: messenger RNA, 1137 nt
Organism: Auanema sp. JU1783
Lineage: Eukaryota; Metazoa; Nematoda; Chromadorea; Rhabditida; Rhabditidae
Source: the annotation of a GenBank genome assembly